This is a messenger RNA of Neurospora tetraspora, 436 nucleotides long. RefSeq lists its product as uncharacterized. The record is from RefSeq and is a predicted model, not a curated record. Bases 53 to 238 code for a protein of 61 amino acids. Lineage: Eukaryota; Fungi; Ascomycota; Sordariomycetes; Sordariales; Sordariaceae. The transcript is spliced from 3 exons.
AGUGCCGUCAGAGCAGUCGUCCGUACCUUUGUCACCAUAUCCAAGGCCACCCAUGUCGUAUCACCAACCGUCCGUCUUCCGCAACUACGGUACUGGAACACAAAAUAUCCACUCUGGCCGCGGCAACCAGAACAUCAAUAGUGGACAGGGGCCCAGGCGGAUAUCCUAUCCCACACAGAAAUCAUCCGUUAUCACUUGUCUUCGAUCGCGCGGGUACACGGGCAUGAACCCAUCAUAAUACGGGAGCUAAUAGGAACGACUCUGAGGACUGGACAUUCGAAGGUUAAGGCGAGGACCCAACGCCAAUGUGACGGACAUAUGGGGGAAGCCGACCUGGAUUAUCUGGAUGUCUUCUAAUAGUGACGAAUGGAGGUGGGGCUUGAAGACAAUGUGUUGGGACAUGUUAGGACAUGUUAGGACUGGACUCUCUUUGGUA